AUGGCGAGUUAUACUUUUCUAAUGGAUGUUGGAAACGCAUCGCUUACGGACUCGGAAGUUUCUUCCAUGGUGAAACUUUCUGUAACCGGAAGUGGCUUCUCAUUGGUCGGAACCAUGUUGUCUUUGUGCUUGAUUUGUUUUCUACCAGUUGCAUCAGACGGCAUGUUUAUUCUUAUAAAUAUGAACGUUUCACUAAUUGGUGCUCAGCUAGCAUUGAUCGGUGCAGAGAAUUCCUUUCAAAGCAAACUGGUGUGUAGGACAGCUACUGCUGUGAUUCAUUAUUUCUUCCUCACUCUUCAAUUUUGCUCUCUGUCUUAUGGACUCCAUUUACUCUCAAAGCUGAAGUCACUGGCCUUCAUGGAGAGGUGCCACAAGCGUGUGACGGCCCUGUUUAUCUGUUGGGUGCCCGCCAUGGUAGUUGUGGGAUUGACGGCGGCUCUGAGGGGGGACACCUACGGAACAGGAUCACUAUGCUGGUUAACGGCUGAAAAAGGAACUCGCUGGGCAUUUGUUGGUCCCACUCUAGCCAUACAGUUGGUCAAUCUAAAUGUAUUUGGUUUAAUAAUGACCACAAGAUUUGCAAUGGAUGUCAAAAGGAACUUUGGAUUCAGACGUGUUGCAAAGAACCAACUCUUGACUGCAAUGUCCCUUAUCCCUGUCCUUGGCCUCAUGUGGUCCCUUGGGCUAGCCACAACAUUUGGAAUCUCCAGGACCACCCAAUACGUAUUUGUGGCCCUGUGCUCCACUCAGGGAAUGUGCAUCUUCCUUGGUCACGUGCUGACAAAUAGUCACGUGAGAAGGUUGCUGUGCAUAAAGAUAAAACCGGAAGAAGAUAACGAUGAGGACGCCUCGGUGACCAACGAAAUUAGUAAUGAGGUCACCUACGUAUCUCAACUCUCUGAAAUGAGGGAGAUGCCUAGAGGUAGCUUAACAAACAACGAGAAAGAGAGGGAAGUCGAGAAAGAAAGAAGUCUGUCUGAAACGGACAUACAGGUCUCUCCUAAGAACCUGCUUAACGUUCCCGAGGGAAAAUGCCGACAACGAACGCCAAGACACAGCCUAAAGUAAC
Molecule: messenger RNA, 1069 nt
Organism: Saccostrea echinata
Lineage: Eukaryota; Metazoa; Mollusca; Bivalvia; Ostreida; Ostreidae
Product: adhesion G-protein coupled receptor D1-like
Exons: 10
Coding region: 1-1068 (355 amino acids)
Biological process (GO): adenylate cyclase-activating G protein-coupled receptor signaling pathway; cell surface receptor signaling pathway
Cellular component (GO): membrane
Molecular function (GO): G protein-coupled receptor activity
Source: RefSeq, a predicted model, not a curated record